This is a messenger RNA of Emiliania huxleyi CCMP1516, 2961 nucleotides long. RefSeq lists its product as hypothetical. Bases 1 to 2961 code for a protein of 986 amino acids. The record is from RefSeq and is a predicted model, not a curated record. Gene Ontology annotation, molecular function: zinc ion binding; mRNA binding. The transcript is spliced from 5 exons. Lineage: Eukaryota; Haptophyta; Isochrysidales; Noelaerhabdaceae.
AUGCAGUUCGACGCCGUCUGGGCUUCCCUCGCGUUUGGCGCCCUCGGCUGCCUCCUGCUGCUCGCUUGCCGCCGUCGUGGCGGCAAGGAUCUUCCAAAGGCGAUGCGCCGGCUGGUGGUCGUGGAGCCCAACGCGGACCUCGCCCUCGCCAGAGUGGUGGUCGAGGAGGAGGCGCCGCUUCCGGUGCUGAAGCGUGGCCAGGUGCUCAUCAAGGUGUGCGCUGCCUCGAUCAACCCGUCCGACUACGGCGCCUGGCGCGCAAGGAGCGCCAAGGGCGAGUACCCGCUGCCGACCGGGCAGGAGUGCAGCGGCGUGGUGGUCGCAACCGGAGGCGGCGUCUCGACGCUCGGGCUCCUGGGCCGGCGCGUCGCCGCCUUCCCCGGCAGCGGCACCUACGCCGACUACAUGCCUCAGGCCGAGGCGCCGCUCAACAGCCUCGGCCUGCCGCUGCGGCCCGGUGCGAGCCCGUGCGCCUUCUACGUGCAGCACGGCGCGUGCCGGUUCGGCUCGAGGUGUCGGUACAAUCACCCGGAGCCGACCCAGCUGCGGCAGAUCGAAACGCUAGAACGGCAGAUGCUGCGGCCCGGGUGGUCGCCGCAGAAGACCGAUCAGCGACGGCCCGCCGAGAAUCUCUUCAAGACGAGGGUCUGCCGCAACUGGGAGCGCGAUGGGACAUGCGCCGACGGUGCGAAUUGUCGGUUUGCGCACGGAGAGCGGGAGCUGCGGGCUCUCGCGCGGGAGCCGCCGCCGCGGCUAUGGCGCGUUGAUUACCUCCUCGUGCAGCACGGCCACUGCAAGAACAAAGAAGACGCGAAACAGCUCGUCAAGGCCGGGCGUGUGCGCACGGGCUUACGCGGGGAGGUGGUCAAGGCCCCCGGGCAAAAGCUGCCUGGCGACGCGCGUCUCGCUGUCACCCCCGACGGCCAACAACUGGUCGGGAUCCUGGAUGCGGGGCCCGCGGCGCUCAAGCCCGCGCCCGCGUGCGUCGUCUGCGGCAUGCAAGGGGUCAUCGCGUCCCAUCACAUUCGCGACUGCCCCGCCGUCGCCGCCGCCGGCAGCGAUGCCGCCCAGGAGCAGCUGAUUGAGCAGUCGCGCGCCCAACGCAAGGCCGUACAGCAACGCGUCGUCAACCUCCUCGUGGCACGCGGGCUCUGCAGCUCGAAAUCCGCCGCCAGCAAGGCGAUCAAGGAAGGGCGGGUCACAAGCGGCGGCGAGACGAUCACCGUGAUGCGUGGCAGCUGCCGCCACCUCCCUCCGUUCAGCCGACAAGCGUCCGCCGCCGACAGCCGAGCCUCCCAGUGCGUCUGCUACCAAGCAUGCGCGGCCGGGACCGGCACCGUCACCGGCAGCAGCGGCUCCGGCGGCUGCAGCGGCACCAGCAGCGGCGCCGGGACCGGCCCCGGUGCCGGUGGCAGCAGCGGCGCCGGGACCGGCACCGGCGGCAGCAGCGGCAGCGGCAGCGGCAGCGGCAGCGGCAGCGGCAGCCGCAGCACGGGCGGCUCCUGCGGCAGCAGCACGGGCGGAGUGUGCCGUGCCACCGCCGCCGCCGUCGUCACCGUCGCACUCACCGCCAGCGCGAUGCUCGAGUUUGGCGACCCGCUGCAGGAGGAGCGGGCUGCGAUGCGAAGCGUCAACUUCCCCGCCGGGGCGUCGGAGGGGCGCGCAGGCGGCCCGGCGCGCGGCAGCGAGGUGCCUCGGAAGUGUCUUGGAGGUGUCUCGGGAGGUGUCUCGGACGUGUCUCGGAAGGUGCCUCCCACGGGGUACCUCUGCCACAACUGCAGGCAGCCGGGCCACUGGAUCGGAGACUGCCCGCUGCCGCGUCAGAGCAAGCGGCCGAGGGACGACGCGUCCGCCGACGCCGCGAGCGACGCGGGCGAGGGCGCGGUCGACGGCGGCGGCAGAGGAGGCGGAGGCGGCGGAGGCGCAAAGCGUCCUAAGGGCAAAGGAAAGCAAAGCGGGCCUCCGGACGGCUACGUCUGCAGAAUGUGCAGCAGCCCCGGCCACUUCAUCGCCGAUUGCCCGCUCGCCCCGCGAGAGCGCGCGGCGGAGCGGCCUCCGCCCCCCGCCGGCUACGUCUGCCGCAAGUGCAACCAGUCGGGGCACUGGGUCGAGCUCUGCCAGCUGCGCGGGCACCACAACCCCGCGUCCGUGGUGCCGCCGGUCACGCCGAGCGCCGGCGGCGGUAGAGGGGGCGGCAGCAAGUUCUGGCGUACAUACAUUCUGCCGCUUGUCGACAACCCCAUGGGAGAAGGGGCGAUGGUGGCGCAUCUAGCCGCCCAUUCUGCCGCUUGCUCUGGCACCGAGUCGGCGGAGGUCGGGCGCGACGUCGCGGAGGCGCUCGAGGAGGCGGAGGAAGCCGCCACGCUCGGUACGGGCGGCGGCGGCGGCAUCGCGGCGCCGCGCCUCGAGACGCCCGAGGAGAUUUCGGCGUGGCAGGAGGCGAGGCGCACGAAUUGGCCGACGCGCGCCAACAUCAAGCGCAAGGCGGAGGAGGCCAGGGCGGCGGAGGAGCCCAUGCGCGUCGCCGCCGGCGGUGAAAGCGGGCGGCCGGUGCCGGUGCCGGUGCCGGUGGCAGGCGGGGACUCGCGCCCCUUUGACGUGCCCGACGACUGGCAGCAAGAGCGAGCGAGCAACGCGGCGGCGACGACGACGGCCACCUCGCACGGACUGCCGCCGCCGCCGGUGCCGCCGUCGUUUGCCCCGCCUUCUCUGAAUUCCGCCGGGCGGGCGGGCGGGCUGCUUCCCUGUGCGAGGCGCGAGGCGCCGUGGGUCGACGCGACGUCCGAGUACACCUUUUCGGACGGCUCUCGCGUGGCGGCUGUCUCGGGGGGUCCGCCAUUGCCGCUGCCGCUCAGCGCCGGUCCCGACGCGAGGGGGGCGGUGGCAGGUGGGGCCCACGCUCUGCAGCAGCAGCAGAAGUACGCCCUGGAAGCGAUGUGUGCCCCGAACGAUGUGCUGUAA